This is a messenger RNA of Oncorhynchus mykiss (rainbow trout), 1341 nucleotides long. Its product is annotated as protein phosphatase 1 regulatory subunit 14A. Lineage: Eukaryota; Metazoa; Chordata; Actinopteri; Salmoniformes; Salmonidae. The record is from RefSeq and is a predicted model, not a curated record. Gene Ontology annotation, cellular component: cytoplasm. Gene Ontology annotation, biological process: regulation of phosphorylation. Gene Ontology annotation, molecular function: protein serine/threonine phosphatase inhibitor activity.
UGAGUCAUUGUACUUUCCCCAGAAUACUGAAUAACUCCUAGUUCUUGUAAAUUCUUAUCACACGAUUCAGAAAGUGUAGAACUUCCUUAUGGACACAAUUGUACAGAGCUAAGUUCAAUUAAAUACUGAUCACAUUGCUCUCGGCGCACAACUGUUUCCCUGACCUGUAUCGGUGUGGCACUAGGACCCAUAGCCGAGUUCUCCAGCAGUGCCCUACUAUUGCCAAAUGAUAGCGCACCUCUUCCACUCUCUAGCCACUGUUUGCACGUGUAUGUGAUCCGAAGUGGAUAUGGCAGCGAACCGGGUCGGGAGGAGAUGUAACAACAAGGUCCAUUCCCCGAGUAGGGGUCCAGGUAGGGACCCGGGGCUUAGCUUGCAGAAGAGGCAAGCACGGGUCACGGUAAAGUACAACAGAAAGGAGCUCCAAAGGCGCUUGGAUGUGGAGAAGUGGAUUGACUGUAGUUUGGACGAGCUCUAUUUGGGCAGGGAGGAGGAGAUGCCGGAGGAGGUGAACAUCGACGGGCUGUUAGACCUGAAGAGUGACGAGGAGAGAACGCACAGGCUCCAGGAAAUGUUUCACACGUGCAAUAACACAGAGGUAAGUGAGGUUUUCAUCAAGGAACUGGUGUUGAAACUCCACGGGCUGCAGAAACAGGAGGACCUCCACAACAAUGGCAUCGAACAACCCCAGCUACACAUCUUCCCCAACCGGCAAAACUCUGCAGACCGAGAGGUGAUCUGAAGGCCGUGUUACGUUACCCUUCAACCCCAGAACCCGACUCCCCAUUCCCCCCCAGCCUGAUGCCACGGACCUCAUCUGAAAAACAUGGGGUCUUGCUGGUCUUUACACUGUGCUCUACACACUGUGCUCUACACAUCAAGCAGCUAGCCAGAUCUGACAACUUAUCACAAACUUUGCAGACACCUUAUCUUCUGUCCACACACACACACACACACACACACAGCCACAAUGCACAGGCAGUCCCUGCAACAUUUGUACCUCUAUGAUGUCAAAUGAGUUCUGUUUUAUUUUUGUUAAGGCCGUGUCCGAAAUGUUUGAAACAUGCUGCUCUCUGUUGGGUCGCUACCGCUACUUGUGUUCUGUGUGUCCUUGAAUUGCUUUAAUUGGACAACUCAUUAGGGCCUCGACUGUUGGUCGGUGUGUCUCAUGUUGUGAGAUGCACCUCUGAUUCUGUUUAGCUCAUAAACCAGAACCAAAGAGUCCAGCAAUGUACUGUAGAUACCAAUGUCAGUCGGAAGGUAAUAGAGACUCUAUAGAGCUUUCAUAUACCCCCAAUGGGUUAGUCAACGGUUCCUUGCUAUGAACAGGUCUACCAUAUU